Anoplopoma fimbria (sablefish) is the source of this 2984-nucleotide messenger RNA. RefSeq names its product solute carrier family 38 member 8a (gene slc38a8a). Bases 226 to 1569 code for a protein of 447 amino acids. The record is from RefSeq and is a predicted model, not a curated record. Gene Ontology annotation, molecular function: amino acid transmembrane transporter activity. The transcript has 10 exons. NCBI's taxonomy places the organism in Eukaryota, Metazoa, Chordata, Actinopteri, Perciformes, Anoplopomatidae. Gene Ontology annotation, biological process: amino acid transmembrane transport.
GAAGGCAGCAGCAGCCCUCCAUCGGGGCCCUCCCCUCCCUCCGCCCUCUAUCCGGCUCACCUUGCUCAGUGAGCGGGCCCGGCUCACAGAGCGCAGCGCUGUGGCCGCGGAGUGUUUGAGUGGUUGUGAGCAGACCGGCGGCCCGUGUGCAUGUGUAUGUAUGCAGCCUUGUGAGCGCGCAUGUGCGUCAGUGUGUCCCAGCGUGAGUUCCCCGCCGGUUGAAGCAUGGAGGAGUUAGCCAGAGAGAGCAUCAGCCUGCUGGCCUCAGCCUCGACCAAGCCCCGGCUGGACGUGGCCGCCGGGCCUCGGCUCGGCUCCAUCGGGGCCAUCUUCAUCAUGCUGAAAUCCGCGCUGGGUGCCGGCCUCCUCAACUUUCCCUGGGCCUUCGAGAGAGCAGGCGGCAUCCGCAGCGCAGUCACCGUGGAGCUGGUGUCCCUCGUGUUCCUGGUCAGUGGUCUGAUCAUCCUGGGCUACUCCUCGUCCAUCAGUGGCCAGUGCACUUACCAGGCGGUGGUGAAGGAGGUGUGCGGGCCGGCCAUCGGUCAGCUGUGUGAGAUCUGCUUCGUCUUCAACCUCUUCAUGAUCUCUGUGGCCUUUCUAGUGAUUGUGGACGACCAGCUGGAGAAGUUGUGCGGCUCCCUGUACGAGCUGAUAACUGACAUGCCGGCGUCGGAGAUGCCGCACCACUUCUACACAGACCAGCACUUCGGUCUGGUGAUGCUUUGCCUCCUCCUCAUCCUGCCGCUGUCCAUCCCCCGAGAGAUCAGCAUUCAGAAAUACAUCAGUGGUCUUGGUACUCUAGCUGCAACCUACCUGGCCAUUGCCAUCAUCAUCAAAUACCACGCCACGCCUUCUGUUCUGGUUCACAUCUCGCCUCUCUACACCAGUGGGAUCAGCUCCUGGUCCUCCAUGUUCAGUGUCAUACCGACCAUCUGCUUUGGUUUCCAGUGCCACGAGGCCUCCAUCACCAUCUACAGCAGCAUGGAGAACCAGCGGCUCUCUAACUGGGUCUUCAUCUCUGUGGUCUCCAUGAUCUUCUGUCUGGUUAUCUACUCCCUCACAGGGGCUUAUGGGUACCUGACAUUUGGAAAGGACGUGAAGGCCGACAUUCUGAUGUCGUACACCGGCGAUGACAUUCUGAUGCUCAUUGCCAGGCUGCUGUUUGGAAUCUCCAUCAUCACCAUCUAUCCCAUCAUCCUGCUGCUGGGCAGGUCAGUGAUCCAGGACCCCUUGCUGAGCUGGAGGCGGCGGCGGGACGGCGUGGCGACGGCACAGUUUGAGAGCCGCAGCCGCUACGUGCUGACUGUCCUGUGGAUAACGGUGACGCUGCUCAUCGCCACGUACGUGCCGGACAUCAGCAAGGUCAUCAGUGUCAUCGGAGGGAUCAGCGCCUUUUUCAUCUUCAUCUUCCCAGGGCUCUGUCUGAUGUUUGCCAUGCAGUCGGAGCCAGUCUCCUGUAAAACUAGAGUCAUCCUCACAGUGUGGGGGGUGGUGACCCUGCUCUGCGGAGCUUUCAUCUUCGGCCAGAGCACCACUACCGCCGUGAUGCAGGUCCUCGGAAAGAUCUGACCGUUCCUCCUCCCUCACUGAUCCAGGGUUUACAUGGAGACUGUCGUGACCAGAUCACCACCUCUUUCCUUUUCCUCAAAGAGCCCAUGCUGAAUUAUGGCCACCAUGGACUUUAAAAGUGAACAUGACCCCUGAACUAUCGAGUGGCUCCUCAAAACUUGUAACUAGUGGCCUUAACCACUAUGGACUAAACCCAGUAAAAAACCAUUCCUCCUCCAGUGUAAAGGUAUGUCGCUUUCAUUUGGGUUAUUUGUUCUUAGACGCAUCUGACAACGAGCUCCGUCUGCCUCUUGCCAUACUGAGAUGAUUUGAUUGGAAUCCUCAGGUAUUUCUGAAGUUUGUUUAUAUUGUAGUUAAUUUACUGUAACACUUAUUUGUGCGUAUCAGCAUUAGACCUGCCUGCAUUCAGAAAUCAUUGACAUACAGUUCGUGGGUAAAAUAAGGCGCUUAAUCUGGUGGGCAGGGUGUUGAAAAUGCAUUUCUUUCAAAAAAUAUUUUUUUUCUUGAACAAUGUAUUACAUUUUAAUGGUGGGAGCAAUAUUCAACUAUCAGUAGUGUAGCAUUAAACCAACUAGAACAUUGAACCGAUAUGAAAUUAAAACUUGAAAGCUAUUAUUAUGUGUGCCAAACAUGGUGCAAUAAGCCAGUUACCACUAGAAUGAGAUGUAGGCCUGAGUGGGAAUAUGUCCAAGACCUGCUGGUAUCUACUGUAGAACCAUGGAGAGACAGAGCUCCGCUACAACAUGCAACCAAGGGCUGAAACGCUACCAAGAUGCCUGUAGCUAGCUAAAAUAGUUCGAUUUCAGCAUGUCAAAGGAUUAUUUUAGCACCUCACGUCAACCAGGGGUGCAGUUUAUGGCAAUAAUGAUGACAGGACAAGUUAGCUGUUAGCAAGCUAAUGUUAGUAAGUUACUGUAGUUAGCUAAGGGACUUAAACACAUAAUACUGCAUUGCUUUCUGACAUUCUACUAUAACAAGUUAAAAACUGUCAAAAUGAUAUAGUGUAACUUGCAGAAAUAUAGUUAAGCUAAAACAUUUAGCCAAAUGCUCGUUUGAGCUGUACGAUCCCACAGCGUUCCCAUUCUUCCUUCUGAUGUCUCGCGUCUUAUUGCCUGUAUUCGUUUUUUCAUUUUGUCAAAACUUAGUUCCAGGUUCUUUACCCUGUUGGUAGAGCAUCCCACCACACACCAGCUUUAAGGCAUUAUUCUGUUGUUUGCUAGCAGAUAGAAUUCCCCUCGGGUGUGGGCGGGACUUAAAUGCUCUUUGAGGUUGAUUGAGGGGCCACAAUAAAUGGGGAGGGAGGAGGGUUUCUUGAUGUUACUGUAUAGUUGGAUGCAAGUGUGUGAAUAAUUAUAUAUUUUGAUUGUUAAAAAAGAAAAUGCUGCACUCUAACUUUUUUAUGAAAUAUCAAAGUA